AUGGACCUAGUAAUAAUGAAUUUUGUAUUCCUACUAUAUUUAACCUCAGUUGUGAAAUGUUCUAUCAAGUUGGACUUCAACAAAGUCCUGACACCAUCCAAAUACACAAAAAGAGAUGCCUUGCCAAUGCCUCUUAUCAACGACAAGAUCUUAUACACUACAGAAUUGGAGAUCGGUUCGAAUAAGGAUAAAGUUUCGGUGUCAAUAGAUACCGGUUCUUAUGACUUGUGGGUCAUGAGUAAUGAUGCCGUUUGUUACAAGGUAUCAGAGUUUCAAACUGAAGGUGCACCCCAAUUACCUGAUAUUUUCAACGAUAUCGAUCAAGACUAUUCUUGUACAUUCAAUGGGACAUACAAUUCCAAGAGUUCAAAAACAUUUAAAAAUACGUCAGAAGACUUUUCCAUUGGUUAUGUAGAUGGAUCUGCUGCUCAAGGUGUAUGGGGUUAUGACAGUGUUCAAUUUGGACAAUAUGGCGUAACUGGUUUGAAAAUAGGAAUUGCCAAUAGAUCGAGUGUAUCUGAUGGUAUUUUGGGGAUUGGAAUAGCAAAUGGUUAUGACAAUUUUCCUGUCUUAUUACAAAAGCAGGGGUUGAUUAAUAAGAUCGCCUAUUCUGUCUAUUUGAACUCGUCAAAUUCCACCACUGGUACAAUAUUAUUUGGUGCUAUCGAUCAUGCAAAGUACAAGGGGGCAUUGAGUACAGUCCCCGUUGAUUCCAAAAGUCAGCUUUCAGUGAAUGUGACGAAUUUGAAGACCAAAAACGGAAAUGUUGCUUCUGGUGGUCAUUCGAUUCUAUUGGAUACCGGGUCUACUUUUUCAAUUUUCCCUGAUGAAUGGAUUGAUGCUCUUGGCCACUCUUUAAAUGCAACGUACGAUGAAGAUGAGUCAGUUUACGAAAUUGAAUGUGAUGGCUAUGAUGAGCAUUUCUUUGGGUUUUCGAUAGGCGAUUCAGAUUUUUCGGUCCCCAUUCAAGAUCUCAAGACUGAAAAGGACGGUCAAUGCUAUUUGGCAAUUAUGAGCAAUUCCGUUAUUGGUGGUGGUGGCAUUCUUUUUGGUGACGAUAUAUUGAGACAGAUCUACCUCGUUUAUGAUUUGCAGGACAUGACCAUUUCGGUUGCACCAGUGGUUUAUACAGAAGACGAAGAUAUUGAAGAGAUUUUAAACCCCAAUGAAGAUCAAAACGAGGUUCCAACAAGUACUUCAUUUACACAAUCUGCAUCUAGUUCUGGGUCCCAACCCAGUUCAACCAUUAGUGGUGAGAACAUGGACAAGAACACUACUAGCAGUUCCAGUGGCAAUUGCCAAACACGUUCAUGGAUCGCCAUAUUGAGUGCAUUAUUCCUCGUGUAUAUACAUAUUAUAUAG
Messenger RNA from Candida albicans SC5314, 1362 nucleotides. RefSeq names its product aspartyl protease SAP10 (gene SAP10). The transcript has a single exon. Gene Ontology annotation, biological process: proteolysis. Lineage: Eukaryota; Fungi; Ascomycota; Pichiomycetes; Serinales; Debaryomycetaceae. Gene Ontology annotation, molecular function: aspartic-type endopeptidase activity. The record is from RefSeq and is a predicted model, not a curated record. Bases 1 to 1362 code for a protein of 453 amino acids.